Messenger RNA from Populus trichocarpa (black cottonwood), 1200 nucleotides. RefSeq names its product receptor-like protein kinase FERONIA. The transcript has a single exon. The coding region runs from base 108 to 1031 and encodes 307 amino acids. Gene Ontology annotation, biological process: protein autophosphorylation. Gene Ontology annotation, molecular function: transmembrane receptor protein tyrosine kinase activity; ATP binding. The record is from RefSeq and is a predicted model, not a curated record. Lineage: Eukaryota; Viridiplantae; Streptophyta; Magnoliopsida; Malpighiales; Salicaceae. Gene Ontology annotation, cellular component: plasmodesma; plasma membrane.
GCACUGUGUAUAAAGGAUACAUUGAAUACGGUUUCAUCGCUGUAGCCAUCAAACGACUAGAUUCAUCAUCAAAGCAAGGGACACGUGAGUUCCAGACAGAGAUUGAGAUGUUAUCCAAUCUUCGCCACCUCCAUCUAGUGUCACUGAUUGGAUACUGUGAUGAUCAUGGCGAGAUGAUCCUUGUAUACGAUUACAUGUCAAGAGGCACUCUUAGAGAACAUCUAUACAAAACAAAGAGCUCUCCUCUUCCAUGGAAGCAAAGGCUAGAAAUAUGCAUCGGUGCUGCAAAAGGGUUGCAUUAUCUUCAUUCAGGAGCAAAGCACACAAUCAUUCACCGUGAUGUGAAGUCAACAAACAUAUUGUUAGAUGAGAAUUGGGUGGCUAAGGUUUCAGAUUUUGGGCUGUCCAGAUUGGGUCCCACUAGUACAUCCCAAACGCAUGUUAGCACUGUAGUUAGAGGUAGCAUUGGAUAUGUGGAUCCAGAGUACUACCGUAGGCAACACCUAACGGAGAAAUCUGAUGUUUAUUCAUUCGGUGUGGUUUUGUUUGAGGUGCUAUGUGCAAGGCCACCAGUGAUUCCAAGUUCACCGAAAGAUCAAGCAAGCUUAGCUGAGUGGGCACGAAAAUGUUACCAAAGAGGAACCCUUGAUGAGAUCGUGGAUCCACAUUUAAAGGGCGAGGUUGCCCCUGUCUCUUUAAAUAAGUUUGCAGAGAUUGCUAACAGUUGCUUACAUGGUCAAGGAAUUGAACGCCCUAAAAUGGGUGAUGUCGUUUGGGGCCUUGAAUUUGCGUUGCAGCUUCAACAAUCUGCUGAGAAAAAUGCCAAAAGUGUAGACGGGAUCAAUAUGGAAAAUAAAAGCUCAUUUUCACCACAUCGAGAUGUCAUGACCACUGAUGACGAUGACAUGUUUAGUGGAGCGGAGUCACAUUCAAGGAGCACAGUUAGCACUCGUGAAAGUGUCACCCAAAGUGAUCCAGAUCAAAGAGCAAGGGGUGUGUUUUCUGAAAUAAUUGACCCAAAGGCAAGAUGAGAUUGAAAUCAUUUCUCAAUGUGGGCUGCUUAAAAUAUAUGAUUCGCAGCUUGCUAGCAUUAGAUCAUGUCUAUAUAUAUAAAUAGUAGCUUCAAUUUGUUAUAAGUGGAACUGGUGCCACUGUAGAAUCCUGAGCUUGUGUUUUGCAUAUAUCCAUUAUAUUGUUGUA